Messenger RNA from Neocloeon triangulifer, 1217 nucleotides. RefSeq lists its product as uncharacterized. NCBI's taxonomy places the organism in Eukaryota, Metazoa, Arthropoda, Insecta, Ephemeroptera, Baetidae. The record is from RefSeq and is a predicted model, not a curated record. Bases 262 to 1083 code for a protein of 273 amino acids. The transcript is spliced from 4 exons.
UAAAUUAAUUCAUACGGAAGUAGAAGUGGUGGUCCGUCCACCCCCCUUUUUGCAACAACAAAGAUAAGGUUGCACGCCCACCGUCUCAGGUACAAAAUAAGCGACUUGUUAAUUUCUGCGCGGUGAAAGUCCGUCGGCGCGAGGAGGAGAGUGACCCUCUUGCUCAUCUCGUCCCACAAGAUAGAAAGCAACAGCACAGCAGUUCUUCACUCAGUUUGCACCUGAAGAGGAUCGAGUUAUGUCGAAGGACUCGUGCCAGGGAUGAGCACAACGAUCAAAACACUUGUCCUCCUCUGCUUCCUGGCUGCCCAUACGUGUGCGGAAAAUGACCUGGACGAAACCGAUGAACUCUACCAAGAGGAUAGAAUUCGGCGUCCAGGAAGUCCACCAUGCGCCGCUCGACUGGCGCCCGCUCUUGAGCAUAUGCGGCGAAAAAUGGAAGAGCCCGCCGGAAAAGUGAUGAACUUGAAGGGCAUCACAUUGUACCAGCCGAUAAAAGGCGCCCAGCUUGACAUGUACAUCACCAACAUAAAGGUGCAAGGCCUUGGACAGAGUCACCUGGAGCGGUGCAGAUUCUCGCGGUCAAACUCGACCCUGAUGACCAAUCUCGUCUUUGGGGAGAUUCUGGCCAAAGGAACUGUUCGGCUGCGGGACACAUCUCCAUUGGGCAUUUUGACUUGGCUGGUUAAUAAUGUCAAGUGCGACAUCACACUUAGAAUGCGCGGUGCCCCGUUGGAAGUUGCUGUGAGUGGAGACGCGUACCGUCGAGGCGCCGGGCAGCAAGUGCAGCCGACCUCUCGCAUGUCCUCCCGCUUUCUGCCCGAAGGCAACGCCAGGACCGAGUUCAAGGGCUGCGAGGAGCCCUUGAAUCACAGGCGCCGCUCAUUGGCAGACCCCGACGAGGACGGUGUGGAGGAGCGGACCCGAAACUGGUUGCGGACGCCGGCCAUUGUACGUCAGAUGGAGGUGGCCUUCCUCGCCGGUCUCCGAGAAAUCAUGGGCGUCUACAUGGAGCGACAGCUGAGGACGUCAAUGACCGACACUCUCAUGUCUUACAUGGGCUUUACUGUCUCCUAUGGAUGAAUUUCUUCCAAUCUCGUACAAAUCAUGGAGUUUUUUUCAUUUUAAAUUAUUUUUUGUCAUCUCUGGAUUGUUCUGUUCCUAUUUUCAUCAGAUUAAUUUUAAUAAUAAAGGAGAUUAAUUCUCAUCUAUUUCCA